Molecule: messenger RNA, 1861 nt
Organism: Egretta garzetta (little egret)
Lineage: Eukaryota; Metazoa; Chordata; Aves; Pelecaniformes; Ardeidae
Gene: RFK
Product: riboflavin kinase
Exons: 3
Biological process (GO): riboflavin biosynthetic process; FMN biosynthetic process
Cellular component (GO): mitochondrion
Molecular function (GO): riboflavin kinase activity
Source: RefSeq, a predicted model, not a curated record
AACUGUACACUCUCUAAAACUUUUGCAGCUAACUUUUCUGAGCAAGUGGUCGAAAGCUUUCCAUCCGAUAUCUCUACCGGUAUAUACUAUGGAUGGGCGUGUGUUGGAAAUGGAGAUGUGCAUAAAAUGGUUUUGAGCAUAGGAUGGAAUCCUUUCUAUAAGAAUAUUAAGAAAUCAGUGGAAACACAUGUUAUCCACACUUUCAAAGAUGACUUUUAUGGAGAGAUUCUUAGUAUAGUUAUUAUUGGAUAUAUUAGAUCAGAAAAAACCUUCAGUUCUUUAGAGGCACUCACUUCAGCAAUUCAGGAAGACAUUGAAGAGGCAAAAAGACAGCUAGAUUUACCAGAACAUCUUAAACUCAAAGAAGACAACUUCUUUCAUCUGCCAGAAGGCAAAAGAGUAAACCACUAAGCAAAACCAUGUGGCAUUUUUUAAUCUCAUGGAACUCUUUUCUUUGCCCUACUGUGUAUCGCGUAUCAUUUGGUAUUUGACGUAUGCAUGUGUACUGGGUCUGGCUGGGAUGGAGUUAAUUUUCUUCAUAGCAGCUCAUAUAGUGCUGUGUUUUAGACUUGUGAUCAAAACAAUGAAUACAGCACAUAAUGUUUUACCUGUCUCUGAACAGUGCUUGCACAGCAUCAAGGCCUUCUCUGUUUCUCACUCUGUUUCCCCAGUGAAUAGAUUGGGGCUGUGCAGGAGGUUGGGAGAGGACACAACCAGACAGAUGACCUGAACUAACCAGAGAUAUUGCAUGCCAUAUAAUGGUCGUGCUGAGCAGUAAAAGGGAGAGGAGGGUAUUCAGGGAGGUAGUCCAUCUUUUGUUUGGGAUCUGGCUGGGCACCUGGUGCAUGAUUGCCUUUGCAUCACUUGUUUUCUUUUUUUCUUCUUGCACUCUCCUUUGCUUGUUCAUCUAUUUUCAUCUUGACCCAUAAAUUUGUUUGCUUUUAUUCUUCUUUCUAUGCCCUAUUGGGGGAGGUGUGGGGGAAGUGAGCUAGUGGCUGUAUGGUGCUUACCUGCCUGCUGGGUUAUCCUCCAACAAACAUGUUUAGGUAACUGUGAUUGGAACAGAACACUGAAAACUCACAAGGUGAUUUAAGUUUGUUUGUGUUACUUGAUCAUUUAACCAGCCAUGCAAAAGGAGUAGAAGGCUAUUUUAGGUCUUUACUGAAAAAUUGUGAAUCCCAGUGUUACCAGUCAUUUAGAGAUUUAGCACAUGUGGAACAAGACCAAAGUUACUUGUGACCUCUUCUGCCCUUAAGGUGUAGAGAGUUAAAUACUUCAGUGAAGACUGUCAGUUUUCCAGACAGACAAUGUUAUUCCAAACUCUUUUCCCAAUUUUUUAUCAUUCUUACAUUUGGAUUAUAGGUAGCAGCUUAGAAAAUUUAUAUAUUGAUUUAAGUUAAAAAUUUACCUGUGGUGCAGGAAGCCAAUGAUUAGAUAAAGUAACAAUUUUUGAUAUGCUAUACAGUUGUCAUGGUUGUAGUUGUCAUUUUAAUUGGAACUUUUUAUUGUAAUUUUAAUUAAAACAGAGGAAAUGGCUGUGUUACUGGAACGUGAGAUAGGUAUUUCUGCCUAGUUGACUAUGCGUAUGACAACACAUAACCUGUGUAGUUGCCUUCUGAGAAGGUGUUUCACUAAAGUUCGGGAAGUAAAUGACAGGGAGAAAGUUGGUACACUGCAAAAGUUUGGGCUUAAAGGGUACAGAACCAGUCUAACAAUAUUUCUGCUCUUUGGGCCCUAAGGUGGAGAAGGUAACUAAAGGCAACAGCAUUUUGACCUAUGUUGCUAAGGUUGUUUGUAAAUUUAACUCUCCAAAGACACUGGCAGUUUUGUCCUAACUGUUGCCUGGACAUUUUUAGUACAU